Molecule: messenger RNA, 1555 nt
Organism: Cercospora beticola
Lineage: Eukaryota; Fungi; Ascomycota; Dothideomycetes; Mycosphaerellales; Mycosphaerellaceae
Source: RefSeq, a predicted model, not a curated record
GCAUUGCCACUUCUCAGGGCCCGUCCCAGGCGAACCUACUCCGCACGAAGCUGGCAAGACAUGGUGCAAACCGCAUGCUCACGAUUAUAGCACGCCUGCGUACGGGCGCCGAUACUCGGACCGAGACAACUCCUCCAUGACAGGGGUCGAUGCAUCUGCAUGCAAGUCAUCAGCAACCAUGACAUUUCUCACCAUUGCGACCACACCCUCAACGCACUUCGGCCCCGCGACUAUACAGCUGGAGCACCGCCACAUGCCGCUGAUUAUGGUUGAUCGUCCAUGAUCAUGAGGACACUCAUGUGCAUAGGUCCAGUAUCUUUGCUGCCGUCCUACAUCACUCUAACACGCGGGCGAGAACGUCAUAAGACAGCAAGUAUUGAUCCACCAGCAAUUGACACCUAGCGCUUGGCUUUGCGGCAGCGCACCGGAAGCAUGGGAGCCAAACGAGCCAGAAUUCGAGAUGCCUGUAUUCCAUGGUCACAACCCAAGUCGUGACGAGAGUUCCGAUGUUGACAAUGCUUCGUGCAUCGAUAUAUCACAGGGCGACCCACGACUGGACUGCAUUGAACUCGACACUUCGACAUUGAGGAACUCUCAGGAAAGCGCGACUUCUAGAACCCGCUCAGCAGGCACUUCACUCAGGUUAAACCGCUUUGAACGACAUCGAGGCGAGAUUGAAGACAUGCAUCUGCUCAUGAUCGGUAGGCAGAUCAAAGGCCAUAGAAAUGGCGAACUAAAAUUCCGUACCGAUUUCGAGGCUUGUUUCAAGGAAUUCCCCCUGGAGCAUGUGUACGAGGCGCACUGGUCAUGUCACUCUCCAGUCAGCGCUCAGACUUCUAUACGGAGUUCUCGUGCCAGCAGCAACCGACGACAUGCCCUAGAAAAUGUCUCUCCACUAUUGCAGCCGGAGGUGAAUUCGGAAGAAUGCGAGGUGUAUGAAAAUGCCAAAGUCAAGGGCCAGCUUAACGACAUCAUGCUGCCGCGAAAUCUCGACGGGAGUCCUAUGGCAGAACUCGACGCAUCGCCAAUACAAGAUGAUACUGGGCAUUCUGCCAACACGCCGAGCACUCCUAUGAUUCCAUCCUUCACGGCGGAGCCACCCAUCAGACCGAGGCCACGACUGGCAUCGGAUCGACUGUCGAAAAUGCUCGCGACUCUCCGGCCUCUGUCGUGGGCAAAACGCGCAUCGGUUCAUCUCAAACAGAUCAAACACAGUGGACUCCUUCCAGAUCAUCCUCUCGACGAGCGCAUAUCCUCAACCACUGGAGACCGAACAUCAAGCGAGCCUAUCUGGGACAUCGGAUCGAGUAAGAAUGCUCUUGCGUACAGCCCCAGGACACUGGAUGUGACGAUAGAGCAUGGCGGUCUGGAAAUGCCAAGUCCUUUCAGCAGCCCUACAGAGCUGAAGAAUCCAGCCCUAGUGCUGACAUCACUUCCACAAAGCGAUGAGUGCGAUAGUGAGAGUAGCGGUGAUGAUGACUCAGAUGACAUGUCUUUGCCGGAAGGCGUGACAGUUGGAGGGUGUUGGAUAGCUAUCGCUUCGCAUGAGCAGUAG